AUGGCUUUAUAUAAUUCCACUGGGACCUCUGAGGUGGAAAAAACGGUGCCCACUUAUGAGGAUCUGGGUGCGUUCUAUGUGGAUACCGAUGGCUAUCCACAUGGCUAUAUAUUUGGAUAUACCAGUCAUCUAAUGCGAAGAAAAGCUCAGGUAAGCGCAAAACAUAAAAAAAAUAGGUUAAAUGACAAAUUAAAAUAUUGCAUAUGCAACUAAGGUAUUGCAAGUGGUGAUAUUUAGUUGCUGACUGAAUGGUAAAGAAGUCUAUGCGUCUUUAUCAGAUAAAUGUACUUUUGUUUGCUGAUGACUCGCCGUAGUAGUCCAAGAUUCAGCACCAUGAACAGCGCUCGAUCUUCGGUGGAUAACUUGUUACUUCGUUGUCGUGCUAAGUUCACAGCAAGCACGCUCUAUUUCAUGAGACAGACUGGCUACGAAAAUAUACUGUCAGAGUAGGUUAUGUCUGCAAAAGUAUGCCGUUGAAAGUUAGCAAAGGUUUUUAGUGCAAAAUGCAUAAAGGCUAUUGAGAAAUGUCGGUUACACAAAAAGGAGUCACGAGACCAGACUUUCCAUUUUUGUUGAACACCUUUUUAUAUACCGGCGCUGUUGACUACCACAGCAACUCAAAGCCAUGCCAACUUCUUUUAAAAAGAAUGUCAAAAGCUGGCUAAUGAUCGAGCAAUAGAAGAAAGAAAAAAUGUCUGUAUGUAAUGCUCUAGGCUAUGACAAUGUCGUCCUGUUCUUUGUUUUGUUUUGUGUAACCAACGUAUGCCUAGUAGACUAUGCUUACGUUUGUAAUUUUUUAAAAACUAUUUAAGAGGACCACAAUGGAAAUACGUUUUCAAAACUUUUUGGUGUCAUCUUAGAUGAUUGUAAAUGCAUUAUCCACAUGUGUGGUUGCAUUGUGUUUUAAAUUGUCAAAUAAAUCAAUCUAUUGUCAAAUCAAUCUAAUGAGUGAUUUUCAGUAGGCUAGUCUAUCCACGCAACAGCAGCAGUUGUUUGACGAUGAUGCACUCGAGAAACACAGAUAGGCUACGGACGUGCUGUCAUUCCUCAUAUGUCAGAUAUUAAUGUCUAGACUGUGAGCUGAAAUCAGUAGCCUAAUAUAUAACGAGUAAUUGUGUCAGAUAAUGGUCAGGUGAGGGCGCCAGAGCAAUACGAACCAGGGCCUUCGUCUUAUUAUAAGAGGUGGUGUUAGCAGCCUACCCAACACGAGUCCUGUAGCCUACUGUUUGGCGAGCGUGAGUUCUUGACUAUAAAUAAUUACGAUCACACAGGCGCACAAAAUACAUCCAAAUGGGUCUUUGCAUACGGGACUUGAGUGUACACGAGUAGCUUCGAUAAUCAGUCAGGCCAAGCACUCUCCGUCCUCACUGUUGUAAAUGUGCGGACUUUGGUAUGAAAAUGACGCAAUUACAAUGUCGAUCACAAAGCCUAGCAAUUUUUUAAGGAUGUCGUUCAUAAAUUGAAACAGUAGCCUAAUCCUUGUCAUCAAGAGUGAAAAAAAGUGAUAUACAUUUUGGCAAGGUAAUACGAGAUUUAUUACAGUCAAUCAAUAAAAAUGAUACUGUUUCAUCUCCAUUAUUAUCUAUAGCCUAGUAGGCCUAUGUGCAGUCUAAUUGUGAAACUGAACUUUCAUGACAGAGCGCCCCAUAUCCCCUAGUCAAACGUCCCAUCACAAAGUUAGAGGAAGUUGAAACCGAGAGCUCCACCCAUCCAUCCCAUGGAGGCUAUUACCUCAUCCGAACAUUCCACCAAAUUGAAUUCUAUCGCUGUCAGACGCGCUGUGGGAAUGAAUUAAACUGCCAAGGGACUACUGCGAGGACUAUCUUAUCACCAUACAUUUUUCUGGGCGAUUUACCAAUAUAUGCAAGGGCCAAAUCGUCACCAAUAAACGUGGGAACUGUAGGCAAUAACAUUACAGGUUCAAUCGAAAAAGUGUGUGAGUUGGUAACAUAUACGAGAUGUACUCACAGUAUUGGAAUACGGCUCGAGGACGCAAACCAGACUACAGGAGAUAUACGGUGAGGUCCCUUGAGUAUAUCGAUGGAUGACGUUUCAGAUGUCUGAGAUGAGUUAACUAUACAACUUUUUUGCUAUGCAUUGUGUAAAGUAAAACAUCAGACCCUGACUAUAGGCUAUGGCUUUCUUUUUGUUUAUAUGGAGACCGUUGCAUAUCACCUUUUAGGGGCAAUCUGCAAUUGAUACAUACAUUUUUGUACUUUUAAUUAUAUAUAUAUAUAUAUAUUUAAUUAUAUUAUAUUAAUUAUAUAUAUUAUACCCAUUGAUUGUUGAAUAAUAUAAUUUAUAAAUGCCUCAUGAGCUUAAUUCAACUGUCAUACCCCAUCAAAACCCAAAACCUGUUUUACUAUUUGUAAAAAUAAUAAUUGUAAACAAACACUGAAUAGCCUCAAGACAUGAUUAAAACAGUCAUUUUGAUCUCAUGGAUAGUCAGUCCUUGCAACCAUAGCUGUGUUUAUGAAUUUGAGACCCAUCCUGCAGCUGUUUACCAAAUCAGUGGCGGGGUAACUGCUUUGUUGAUGUUUGAAGUGCAGAUUGCCCCUUUAACCUAUCACCUUUAACGUAAUUGCUCAUGGGCGGAAGUGUCUGUUGAAUGUGAUUACCUACACCUGUGCAUUAUUAUCAAUUACAAUCCUCCAUCAUACAGGUGUGCAUAUGCAUUCUUGCUGUAUUGAUAACUAGUCAGAAGACAGACACCUUUAUUAAAACUUGUAUUUCUUCCCUGUUUUAUAAGGUUGUUGAGGGAGAGACCCUGAUAUCUCUGGGAGUCAAUCCAAGGAAGAGGCUUCACUCAGCGCCGGUGGAGGAUGUUGAAUGCGGCGGCCGGCCAAACCCCGAGGGCGCUGGGUCAGUGUCCGUGACGGAGUUGAGUCACUAUGGGGAAAAGGGAGAAGGCGAGGGGACCUUGUGCCAACGAUGUCAGAUCAUUGCUACAGAGCUGAACAGGCAAGCGCUUGCUUUGGCCGACCCUGCGUCCCUGAAGGUUUGUAACUUUGAACGCUCCGCUCUUCACCAUUAA
Messenger RNA from Coregonus sp. 'balchen', 3034 nucleotides. NCBI's taxonomy places the organism in Eukaryota, Metazoa, Chordata, Actinopteri, Salmoniformes, Salmonidae. The record is from the annotation of a GenBank genome assembly.